UCUCGCAGCCGGGCCGUGCCGUGCCGGGCCGGGCGCGGCGUCCCCGCCUCUCGGCGCCUGGGGGCUCCGCUCCGAGCUCUUGGGGUGCGCGGAGCUACCCCCCUUGGCUGAGGGACGCCCCUGGCUGCCGUCAGACUCGGGGGCGGCGGGUCUCGAGGUCCCUGCAGGGUGCGGGCAGGCUUCCGAGACCAACCCAGAGAUCCUCAUGGGUGAAAGCCCCAGGGAAGAUGCGCUCGUGUGUCUGUCCUCUCCAAACCGAGGAAAGCCCCGAGCGGGCGUUUUCCAAGGGCCGCUGGAGUCGAGAAGGGUGGAGCCCCCGGCUCUGGCGCCGGGCAGCGAUUCUAAGCUGGGGGUACCGCGCGGCGUUGGCACUGGAAUUAAAAUGUCAUCAUGGGUCAAAGUUACCAGGGGUCAAGUUCAAAAGCCUGUUGUGGAUAAAAGGCGUAGACCCGGAUGGAGUCCACACCUUCUGGAUAUGAAUCCUUAUAAACCAUACCAGAAGAGUGUUUAUUCUCCUCCAGAUGGUUAUUCAAAGGACUUUGAAGAUCUUAAUAGUUUUGAAGAACUACUUGGGCAACAGUAUGAUUAUUCAGCAGGGAAUGAAGAUCACUAUGAGCGAUAUCAGUAUUCCCAAAAAGAUGACGACUACACCAGGGAUGAUCGUAGGGAGAAGCUAUACCUGCAGUUUUACCAACAGAUACAGAAAGAAUAUGAUAAAAAUAGACCUGCUGACUGUGUCAUUGUUGCCAUCAGCAAGGAACAAACGGAAUAUUCAACAGCCAUAGGCCAUCGGUUGCAGGAUCAUGGCCUUGUGGUGGAAAUGAUAUACCUUACAUCUGAGUUGGGUCUCACACGCGCACUCCAAGAAGUUAAAAAUGAUGGUUCCCCAUUUUGUAUUCUUGUUGAACAGUCAAAUGUAGCACUUUCCUCUUGCACCGCAAUCAUGCUUCAUGAGUCUAUCAAAAUACACCGUAAUAUGCCCAUGGAGGAUGCAUUGGCUCUGGUAGCUAAAGCAUUUGGGAAAAUUUUUGCUGAGCGCGAGCAGCAGGAGCGUACCGAGAUUUCACACAAAGCAGCUGAUCUGGCGGAUGACUACCUAGAACGGGAGCUCUAUGAGAGUUACAGUGUGCCUCUGGGCAUUAGACAUCUUCUCUUUCUGUUAAGUGAGGGAAAAUAUUUAUAUCGGGAGGAGUUGAACUCAAUAAGUGACUACCUGAAGACCAGGAAAGAUGAGCUUGAAGGCCUUGUUGAACAAACUAAUCCUUCCACUGAAGUUGAUGACACGCUGUAUCAAGCAAAUGUGAGGCCAAGUACAAGCACUGCCACCCAUACCUUAAGUAAACCUCCUCCUCUUCUUCCAACACCAAGCAGGAAUGCUCUGUUAGGCCUCUCGCCCCUUCCUCAGGUUAAACCCGCAUUGUUGGGGGAUAGGCCACCUGGGGGUCUUCUUCCAACACCAGGGAUGUCAGGCACAAAGAGUAAACCUCCACCUCUUCUAGCAGGACCUCCUAAAAGACCUGGUCUCCUAGGAUACUCACCCCAUCAGCCUUCAAAACGACCACUGCUUGGAGAGAAACCAGGCCUUCUGCCAACACCAGCUGUUCAUGUUAAACCAGUGCAGCAUCAACGGGUAGUUAAACCAAAGCCUUUGCUUAACUAAGAAGACAUCACAGAUGCCGUGUUUAAUAAUGGAAUACACCAAACCGGAUGGUGACAAUCCUGUUCCAAGACAGCAGAGAGCAUGAUAAACUUGUAAUGCUAGUGUCUGCACACUCAGACCAACUUAAAUGCAUCUCAUUUUCUGUUGCACACAUUCCUAUGAAAACUCUUUUUAAAAUUUGAAGAAGUUCUGUUAAAAACAAAAAAAUGUUUGUGGAAGGUCAGUAUUGCAGAUUCAUAAUUUGUAAGGUUUUCUUUCGUGACUAUUUAAAUAUCUCUCUGUUUUACUAAACUCAUCACUGAUUGCUUGUGGUAAAAUUUCACCUGACUCUUCUGUCUAAUCAUUUUAUAUGUAGGUAUAGUCGGACUUAAUUUGGUACUCUUUCUGGGCAAGGAUGAACAAAACUUCUUUUUCUUGUUAAAAACAAAGUCUGUGGGGUGAUGGGAUCUGCUGUGCAUUUACAUUCAAAGUGUUCUCUACUCUCUCUGCAGCUUUCUUAACAAAGGUGAAGACACUCUGAACAUACCUCAACUCCAUAUUGAAAGUGUCUUUUGCUUAGCUGACUUCUAAUAGUUUUGAAAUAUUUUUUAAAUGAGAUCAUGUAUUUAAUACUGUAUUAUGCUACAAAUACUUUACCUUUUCCUUCUCUUGGAAAGUCUUUCAAUUUCUAUUUAUAAUUUGAGGUAAAGGAGGACAAGAGAUAGAAGCCUUAAGAAAAUGUGCUAAGUAUACUCAUAAAUUUAUUUUAGGUAAAUGAUGUUGAAGUCUACUUUAAUUUUUGUUGUUCCAUGCAAGCCAAUAGUGUACUAGAUCCAAUUUAAUUUGGAGCUAUAAAAUUACACUUUUAUAAAUAUUAAAUUUGGACACCCAUUCUACUGUGUAGUUUUAAUUAACACAUGAAAAAUAGAUGAUUUUCAUGUGCCAGCAACCAAGGCUAACUAAUAACACACUGGUAAAGUUCAAAAAGUUCUAGGGAUACUGUAUUUAGUCUGAAUUUGUGGAUUUCCGUUUCCUUUCCCCUGUGUGCAAGAAUCCUACACAGGAAAAACUGUUAAAUUGACUGCACAGAGAGUCCUUAGUACUACUCACUAUAACCAAAAUUUUACUCUUUUAAAUCUGUUGUUAUCAUAAGUUAUCACUUUGUACAGUAAUAGAUAAAAUGCUUUUUUAGACAGGAGUGAGACAUUAAAUUGGUCAGAAUAAGAGCCCAGGAAAACAUGGAUUGGAAAAAAAUAUAUAGCUUUUCUGGCAAUACUCAACAUGUCUUCAGAAAUGACUUUAGCCCGUUUAAUUCCUACUGAUGUAUUUAUUUUGUUGCUAACUGAGGAUCCACAACAUUAAUAAAAUUGUCCUCUCAACACCCAUGUAGUAUUAGGAUAUUACACAGAUGAGGCUCUAAGGUACAAAGUAAACAACUUCCCCGUGGUCACCUGUAAAGUCUUGUUAGAAUUAGUAAUUGAACCAAAUCCCCUUGAUCGCCCAGAUAGUGUAUUUUAAUAACAAGAUCAUUCUUUCUUAAAGGAUUAAAAGUGGGUAGUCUAUAUUCAUUAAGACUCUGAUCUUACUCCUGUGAAAACCAAUGGAAGUGAGACUCUAAAAGAUGUGUAUUUGUAUUGAGAGAGACACCUCAAUGGAAAAAUCUUAAUAGAAGCAAGAUACUGUAGUUCUUACCUGAGUGGAGUUUGUUGAGGUAGUACCCUGCUUUGCCUCCAACAGGCUAUUACGCUGAAAGAGUAAGUUACAUUGAAAUAUCGAGUUUGCUAUUGCAAUGUAAACCCAGAGGAUUUUUUCAGUGAAAGAGCUUUAGUGGGUGAAGCUGAGCUGCUGCUCUAACAGACUCAACACAUUAAAGUAGUUUGGAUCCUUGCUUCCUUUACAUUGCUAGUGCAGGCUCUUAAACUGUUUUAAACUCAAUUACGCAAGAAGAAAAGUGGUUGCUUCUGCCCUUAAUGGAUAUCUGGCAAUUGCAAUGGUAAAAUACUACUUAUUUUUAAAUGAAUUAAAUCAAGGCAGAACUUUUUUAUUAAAAGAUCAUUAACAAACAUUUACUGUAAUGCAAACUGUAUUAAGACAAAGGCUAAAAGUAAAUCAGGUUAAGCUGAAACAUUUUGUAAAGCAUUUCUAAGAUCUUAAUAGGUGUAUAUUACCUAGGACUCUCAUUUUAAAACAGUUGGAACUGUUUCCCUUCAGGAAAGUAGGGUCUAAUAGCUGAAGAACAAGGCAAGAAGAUAGAUCAGCCUUCUUUUCCUAAUAUCCCCUCCAGUAGAUGGUACAUUGAGGCUUCAAUGAGGAUUUUGAAAGUUUUGGAGAUUCUUAAAUAGGAUGCUUUGCUCAUCUAUGGUGCCUAAUGUACCUGCCAAAGUUAAUGCAGGCCAUCUUCCCCAAACACCGAAGCAGUGCAGGAAAAUGUGUUAUUCUAGGUAUAUGUGUAAAUUGAACCAAACCUGGACUGCACUUUUGAAAGAGAAAUUAAUUUCCAGUUGUUUUAUUGUAAUGCUAACUUGUAAGUCAGCAGGUAGCUUUUUAGAGGCUUUUAAAAACCUUUGCUUUAUGUUGCUUUUAAAAACCUUUUAAAAUCCUAUAUGCUGGUACAGGAUCCACAUAGCUUCCAUUCUGUUUUUUUUAAAGUGCUAAUUAUUUUGGUAACAGCAAUUGUUUUAAUUUCACUGGAAUAGCUUUUAAGUUGACCAGUAUUCUUUGUCCUUUACUUUCAAACUUUAACAUAGUUGAUAAUAAAUUAUAACAGGCCCAUUGCCAGUUAUCAGAGACUCCUCUGGUUAUAUUGUAUAAAUUGGAUAUUAAUUGUUAAAUGUAUUCUGUUCAGCUCUCCAUUCUAAUGACAUCCUAGAUGCAAUUUAUUUUUCUGAAUAGUCACUAUAAACUGGACUUGGGAGCAGAAAAAAAGUCAGGUGAGAUUUUAACCAGAAAUUUAAUUUAGUGCUAGAGGAAAAAUGAAAGUAACUUUCACAUGAAUUUCAAGCUAAUAUGGACAUUAUGUUUGCAUUUAUUUGAACACUUUUCAUGCCAUCACUUUUAACGCCAUCACUUUUCACACCAUCACCAUCAUUUGACUUCACUGUUCCUGAGCUGCCCUAGGGACUCUUGAAUUUGUGUUCCGUCGUCUCUCAAAACUGCAUUUUGCUUCCUACUCGUCUUAAUUUUUAGUUGAAUUUGCUUUUCUACAUCCGAAUUGUAAUUGCUUCUCAAGUACAUGCCCACAUCAGGUUGAUCUAUUCACUUCUCAGCUUGGAUACUGAAGUAAGGCAGAAGUCCUGUGGGUGAAGCCAAGUUUUCUUCCUAGUUCAGAGUUCUAGCAAAUAACACUAACUUUAGGGAACAGAUGUUAAUUGUUUUAUUUGCUUGACUUCAUUUAAUAUUAGAGAAGGUGCUACAGAUAUUUUUGACAUUGACUGACUUUUUUGCUUGUUUUACGAAAAAACAUGUCCCUUUGGGAUGAAGGAUCUUGUUUUUCCCCUUUUGCAGUUAACCUAAUACAGCAUUAGAUUGUGAUGAAUUCAGAACUGUUCUAAUGUUUGAAUAGCAGCACCCGUGAGAAAUUGUGGGGACGGAGAGUGAGAACCAUGGCCUCUGCCCAAAAUAAAUGGAAGAGGGACUGCCUCCUGAGCUCCUUUGAAAGAUGGUAGAAGUUGCAAAGAAAACUACCAGGGUGAGAGCAAACCUGUCAUCCCUUCCAGUCUCACUAAGGCUAUGGUCACACAAACAAGUUACUAAUGGGCAGAAAAGGUGGGGCUUUUACCAUGUGUCAUCUGCUCUGUGGUAACUGCCCAUGUGCGUCUCCCUGCUCUGUGGCAGAUGAGACCUAACCCACAGAAGAUUAGCUAUCCUAUAGAGCAGUGAUUCUCAUUCAGCAUGCUGUUGCACACUGGCAUGCCAUGGGAUACUUUUAAGGGUCCUGUGGGGUGCUGCACAGUAUUAGCACUGUUAGGUGUGCAAUACCUACACAUGAUUUACAGAAUAAACCCAUAAGAUUCCAAAUAGAAAUCCAUAGUGUCAAAAACAUUCUGACCUAUUGUGGUCUUUCUGAGUUCUUUGCAACAGAGGAAUUGCUUUGUUACUUUUUUUUAGUUGAGAAUCACGUGAAAGCUAAGAGCUGGCAUUUUUCAAAGAGUACUUAGUCUAAUGAGGUUGAGAGCCACUGUUACACAGGAGUCUAGACCUUAUACUCGGCCAGGAGUGGUACAGAGACUUGAGAUGCUGAGAUUUCCUUGCAGUAACAGAUCAAAGAGUUUCUAGGAGUUUAGAGAGAACCCAGCAGGGUGAAUGAGGAAGCAGGUCACUUCCUGCCCUGUUCUCAACUCUUUGUUUAUUAAUAGGCAGCUGGUUGUCUGCAGGUGAAAGGUAUACAGCAAACAUCAGUAUUUUAAGAGGAAAAAUCAGGAGGAUUUUGGCAUAAUCCCAAAGGGAAGUGGUUCAGACUUAGAAAACUUGUAGGUAAGGUUAAAUUGGGCUCUGGGAAUGAAUUAGGCACUGUAACAGCCCCUCUAAGUGAUACCAUGUAAGAACAAUGCAAUUAUAGAUUCAUAGAUAUAGGGUCUUGAAGGGACCUUGCAGAUCUUCUAGUCUGACCCCCUGCCCUGGGCAGGAGAGAAAACUGGGCUCAAAUGACCCCAGCCAGGUAAUCGU
Molecule: messenger RNA, 6304 nt
Organism: Alligator sinensis (Chinese alligator)
Lineage: Eukaryota; Metazoa; Chordata; Crocodylia; Alligatoridae
Product: nuclear receptor coactivator 5-like
Source: RefSeq, a predicted model, not a curated record